GACGGGGCGGGGUGAAAGCCGUCAGCCGACGCAGGACGGAAGAGCGGCCGGCUGUGCCUGCCGCCCUCGGUGCCGGCGGUCCGUCCCCCAGGCGCGGGUGCGAAGAGGACGAGCAGGCGUGUGGGCCCGGGCCCGGGGCUGCUCCUCCCGCCCGGUCUGUGGGCAGCCCGGGCUUCGUUUUUCCCAGGAUGACUGCCCACGUGCCUUCUGAUGCGCUGGGUCGAAGGGUCUUGUGCGGCACGGAGUACGCAACUGUGCACUAUGUUGGCGGCGUUCCUCCUACAGCAGGAAUUUGGCUUGGCGUGGAAUGGGAUGAUCCUCAGAGAGGAAAGCAUGAUGGUACUUAUGAAGGAACACAGUAUUUUAAGUGCAGGCAUCCUAGAGGAGGAUCGUUUAUCCGGCCAAACAAGGCAAAUUUUGGAGUAGAUUUUCUUACUGCAGUAAAGGAUCGGUACGGAUUGAAUGAUCAAGGUGAUCAAUAUGGAACAGAGAAUACAUUAGUAUUUGGAAAGAAGACUGUGGAAUUUGUUGGCAUGGAUUCUGUUGCAGAACAACAAAGCCAACUGAACCAACUGGUAGAUAUCUCAGUUCGUGAGUGUGCAGUGAGCCAUGCUGGUCAGAAAGAGGAAAUCAGCAGAACAUGUCCUAAUAUCAGGCAUAUAAAUCUAUCAAAAAAUCUGAUAUCAUCUUGGGAGACAGUAACAGCUAUUGCUUCUCAAGUUCAAAAUCUGGAAACACUUAAUCUCAGUGAAAACAAAAUGAAAUUUCCAUCUACAUCAACUUCUGUAUCCAGUGUAUUUUCAAAAUUGAGGAUUCUGGCACUUAAUCAAACUCAGAUAACAUGGACAGAGGUUCUUCUUUGUGCUCCAGGAUGGCCAGCACUUGAAGAAUUGUACCUUACUUCUAAUAAUAUUACAGUUUUGGAAAGGCCUGAUAAUGUCCUGCAGACCCUGAAGUUGUUGGACCUUUCAGACAACCAGUUACUGGAUGGAAAUCAGCUGCAUCUAAUAGCACAUCUCCCCAGAUUAGAACAGCUAAUACUUAGAAACACUGGAAUAUCUUCUAUACACUUUCCUGAUGCUGGAUUUGGAUGCAAGACUAAAAUGUUUCCUUCACUAAAACGCCUUGCAAUAAAUGACAAUAAAAUAUCACAGUGGUCAUCUAUCAAUGAGCUUGAUAAACUGUCGAGUUUGCAGUCACUGCAGUGUCACAAUAACCCUUUCAUGGACACAGAGAAGAACCCAGAGACCCUGAGACAGCUAAUUAUUGCCAAGAUAAGUCAACUGGAGGUUUUGAACAAGUCUGAGAUCCUUCCUGCUGAAAGAAAAGGAGCAGAGCUUGAUUAUCGCAAAAUAUUUGGAAAUGACUGGCUAGCAGCUGGUGGGAAUUGGAACCCAGAGAAAAACAAACCAAGUGAAGAAUUUCUUGCUGCCCAUCCCAGAUACUCAUUGCUUUGUCUUAAGUAUGGUGCACCUGAAGAAGGAGAACUGAAGGGACAACAGCCUUUGACUCUGAAAAAUCAGCUUCUGACUUUGACAAUUAAGUGUCCUGAGAAACCUGAACAGAAACCAGUAGAGAAAAAGCUACCAGAGUCUAUGACUAUUCAGCGGGUCAAAGGAUUGCUGUAUCGCCUACUUAAAAUUCCUGGUUCAGAACUGAAACUGUCCUACGAAAGUUCUAAACUGGAAGGAAAAGAAGUUGAACUAGACAAUGACUUAAAGCCUUUGCAGUUUUACUCAAUAGAAAAUGGAGACUGUGUGUUAGUACGGUGGUAAGAAGGGACUCUCUUGACAGACUGAAGGAAAAGCCAGCACCGGAACUGCAGAAGAGUUACAGACUGCCCGCAGACAGUAUGGACAGCCUGUGCCUGAGCUCACGUAUGGGAAAAUGUGAAUUUCAUACAUGGCACCAGAGGGCUAUACAAUAAUACUUUCAGCUCCUAAACUUAAUCGUCAGUCUCCAUGAAAGCAUUUGCUUUUGGCUGAAGUGUCUUACUUGAGAGAUACCAAAUAGUGCUUAAACGCUUCAUUUAAAUAAAACUCAAGGUAACCCUUU
Messenger RNA from Aquila chrysaetos chrysaetos, 2055 nucleotides. It is a transcript of the gene TBCE, whose product is annotated as tubulin folding cofactor E. Gene Ontology annotation, molecular function: alpha-tubulin binding. Bases 189 to 1775 code for a protein of 528 amino acids. Gene Ontology annotation, cellular component: cytoplasm. Lineage: Eukaryota; Metazoa; Chordata; Aves; Accipitriformes; Accipitridae. The transcript is spliced from 17 exons. The record is from RefSeq and is a predicted model, not a curated record. Gene Ontology annotation, biological process: protein folding.